Messenger RNA from Jatropha curcas, 2017 nucleotides. Its product is annotated as NEDD8-activating enzyme E1 regulatory subunit AXR1. Gene Ontology annotation, molecular function: NEDD8 activating enzyme activity. Gene Ontology annotation, biological process: protein neddylation. The record is from RefSeq and is a predicted model, not a curated record. Gene Ontology annotation, cellular component: cytoplasm. NCBI's taxonomy places the organism in Eukaryota, Viridiplantae, Streptophyta, Magnoliopsida, Malpighiales, Euphorbiaceae.
AUAAAAGAAAGAGGUGAGUUGGCGUGCCGAUUCUCAAACUCGAUAAACCGAACUCAGUAACUCACACCACUGCGUAGCUACUAAGCGGAGCUUAGCACUGAGCAGCAAAACAAAACCUCAGAUUUAACAGUAUCAAAAGAACACACUAAUGGCGGAGCCAAAAACCAAAUACGAUCGCCAGCUCAGGAUAUGGGGUGAGCAAGGACAGGCGGCCCUAGAGAAAGCAAGCAUAUGCCUGCUUAAUUGUGGUCCUACAGGUUCUGAGACAUUAAAAAAUCUUGUUCUUGGUGGGGUUGGAUCGAUCACAGUGAUCGAUGGAUCUAAAGUUGAAAUCGGUGAUCUCGGAAACAAUUUCAUGGUGGAUGAAUCAAGUGUUGGGCAAUCUAAAGCAAAAUGUGUUUGUGCAUUUCUUCAAGAGCUAAAUGAUGCUGUCAAGGCCAAGUUUAUAGAAGAGCAUCCUGAGGCAUUAAUUGAGACAAAUCCAUCUUUUUUUUCUCAGUUUACGUUGGUAGUAGCCACCCAGCUGGUGGAAGAUUCAAUGGUAAAGCUUGAUAAAAUCUGUCGGGAGGCAAAUGUGAUGUUGAUUUUUGCACGCUCCUAUGGCCUUACUGGAUUUGUUAGAAUCAGUGUGAAGGAACAUACAGUGAUUGAAUCAAAGCCUGAUCAUUUUCUGGAUGAUCUUCGAUUGAAUAACCCAUGGCCUGAGCUCAAAAGUUUUGCAGAAAGUAUUGACUUGAAUGUGGUAGAUCCUGUUGCUCAUAAGCACACACCUUACGUAAUUAUUCUUGUCAAGAUGGCUGAGGAGUGGGCCAAAGCUCAUGGCGGUAGCCUUCCAUCAACUCGGGAUGAGAAAAAACAAUUCAAGGACCUUCUCAAAGCCCAGAUGAUUGCAAUUGAUGAAGACAAUUAUAAAGAAGCUAUCGAGGCCUCCUUCAAAGUCUUUGCUCCUCGAGGAAUUAGUUCUGAUCUGCAGCAGAUAAUUACUGAUGGCUGCACUGAAGUUGAUUCUAAUUCCUCUGACUUUUGGGUGAUGUUAGCUGCCUUAAAGGAGUUCAUUGUGAAUGAAGGUGGUGGAGAGGCUCCUCUUGAGGGUUCAAUACCUGAUAUGACAUCUUCAACUGAGCUUUAUGUAAAUUUGCAGAAGACCUACCAAGCAAAAGCUGAGGCUGAUUUUCUUAUCAUUGAGCGACGGACGAGGAAUAUACUGAAGAAAAUUGGUAGAGAUCCUGAUAGCAUCUCGAAAACGGUGAUAAAGAGCUUCUGCAAAAAUGCUAGAAAAAUAAAGGUUUGCAGAUACCGCAUCAUUGAGGAUGAGUUCAACAAUCCUUCCCUACCGCGGUUGCAGAAGUAUUUAACUGAUGAGGAUUACAGUGUUGCCAUGGGCUUCUAUAUCCUUCUUCGAGCUGUUGAUCGUUUUGCCGCUAAUUAUAACAGUUUUCCUGGGCAGUUUGAUGGGGAAAUGGAUGAGGAUAUAUCUCGAUUAAAAACUACAGCUGUUAGUCUACUCAGUGACUUGGGUUGCAACGGCUCUCCCUUGACUGAGGACCUAAUCAAUGAAAUGUGCCGAUUCGGUGCUUCAGAGCUCCAUACAGUUGCUGCCUUCAUCGGGGGAGUUGCAUCGCAAGAAGUGAUCAAGCUUAUAACAAGACAAUUUGUUCCUAUUUCUGGGACUUUCAUAUUCAAUGGAAUUGAUCACAAAUCUCAAUUAUUGGUGCUUUAAAAUGCUUCAAAAAUACCCUCUUGAAGGGAUGGAGCAGUCAAACUUGUGCAGGUACUACAUUUUCAAUACAUCAUUUAGUGGAGGCAUUCUUUCCAUCAUUGGAAAGGCAAUGCACAGUUCUUUGAUACGAAAGUUUUUGUAACUUAGUCACUGAUUUGAACUUGGAAAAUCUUUUAAAUGGGGAAAAAAAAAGCGAAAACGAAAAUGAACAAUGAUGGAAGAAAUGGGAAAAGAUACAUCUGAAAGGAUCUUGGACCUUUAUUUCAGCUGCAAUGAUAAGCAAUAGCAUUCUUGUAA